Molecule: messenger RNA, 1431 nt
Organism: Spinacia oleracea (spinach)
Lineage: Eukaryota; Viridiplantae; Streptophyta; Magnoliopsida; Caryophyllales; Amaranthaceae
Product: PHD finger protein ALFIN-LIKE 7
Exons: 5
Coding region: 343-1107 (254 amino acids)
Biological process (GO): regulation of DNA-templated transcription
Cellular component (GO): nucleus
Molecular function (GO): transcription cis-regulatory region binding; transcription coregulator activity; histone binding
Source: RefSeq, a predicted model, not a curated record
AACAAAAACUGCUAUAGUUUUUCAAUUAAAACACCCCAAAGAAGCAGCAGAGUGAGAAAGGGGGAAGAAGAGGAGAGAGAAAGAGAGAAGUAGAAGCCCUACAAAACCCUAGUUCGAUUCUCUCUCCAUAAUUCUCAUCCUAUCCUUUUCAAUUAUCUUGUGCAUCUUCCUCCUCUAAACCCUAAUUUCACUGUUCUUCAUUUCAAUUUCGUCACCCCCAACGUUUUUUCCAUCCCAUUGACGUUACAAUUUACCCCGACGCCAUAAAUUCUUUGUAAUUUGCAGUUUCUAAUACACAAAUACUUUAAUUUAAGGCUUCAGAAAAGCGUCAAGAUAGAUUUAAUGGAAGGAAUGCCGCAGAAUACACCGAGAACGGUGGAUGAAGUCUUCAACGAUUUCAAAGGAAGACGCGUUGGUUUGAUCAAGGCACUUACCACUGACGUUGACAAAUUUUAUCAGCAAUGCGAUCCUGAGAAGGAAAACUUAUGUCUGUAUGGACUUCCUAAUGAAACAUGGGAAGUCAAUCUACCUGUGGAAGAGGUACCUCCUGAGCUUCCUGAGCCAGCACUGGGUAUUAAUUUUGCCAGGGAUGGCAUGCAGGAGAAGGAUUGGUUAUCAUUGGUUGCUGUUCACAGUGAUUCGUGGCUGCUUGCUGUAGCUUUUUACUUUGGUGCUCGCUUUGGUUUCACCAAGAACGAAAGGAGGAAGCUAUUUCAAAUGAUAAAUGACAUGCCAACUGUCUUUGAAAUUCUGAAUGGGAAUGCUAAGCAACCAAAGGAGAAUCCUGGUCCUCAUAACAGCAGCAGCAAAAAUAAAUCUGGUGUUAAGCCGUCACGACAGCCCGAGAACCACAGUAAACCAAUGAAAAUGCCUACACCACCGAAGGAAGCUGAGAGUGGGGGGGAAGAAGAAGAGGAAGAUGAUGAACAAGGAGCAACCCUGUGCGGAGCAUGUGGUGACAACUAUGCUUCCGAUGAGUUUUGGAUUUGCUGUGAUGUGUGCGAGAAAUGGUUCCAUGGUAAAUGUGUAAGAAUCACGCCUGCUAAAGCUGAGCAUAUCAAGCAGUACAAGUGCCCUGGCUGCAGUACGAAGAGAGCUCGGGUUUGAGAAGUUGUGUUAGGAAGAAGCAAUUGGCCACGCUAAUUGGUCAAUUGAAGGUUUGGUACAGCUUCAUUGAUGCAAUUAAAAAAGUCACGAUCUUGUAGACUUCCAUUUUCCAUUCACUGUUAAGAAAAGGCAGGUCAGCAGCAACCCAUUGGAUUGAAUGAAAUAGAAUAUUUUUCUGUAUGGGAAUCAAGAAUUUGUUGGUUGACUUUUAUUCUUAAAUUUGCAGAAUUGUUAGGAACUGUUAUCCAUGUAUGGAUGCUGGCAAGUUAACUCACAGCAGAGGUUAAUGUGUUAUGUUAUGUUUAAUGCUCAGUUUUUCUAGUA